AUGUCCUUCAGUGAUCAGCAGUGCAAGCAGCCGUGUGUGCCACCUCCAUGUCUUCAGGAUCAGUGCCAGGCACAAGCUAAGGAGGCAUGCCACCCCAAGGGCCAGGACCCCUGCCAAAAUGAGUGCUUGCCACAAGUUAAGGAGGCAUGUCUUCCUCAGUGCCAAGAAUCAAACCAAGGAAACAGCCCUCAGCAAGGUCAAGAUCCAUGUGUACCUCCAUGCCAAGACCAGUGUCUGCCUCAGUGUGCCGAGCCCUGCCAGGAGCUAGCCCAGACAAAAUUUGUGGAGGCAUGCCCACCGAAAGUCCAAGAAACAUGCUCACCCCCUGGAAAGGGAAAGUAG
Molecule: messenger RNA, 342 nt
Organism: Dipodomys ordii (Ord's kangaroo rat)
Lineage: Eukaryota; Metazoa; Chordata; Mammalia; Rodentia; Heteromyidae
Gene: Prr9
Product: proline rich 9
Exons: 1
Coding region: 1-342 (113 amino acids)
Source: RefSeq, a predicted model, not a curated record